Naegleria fowleri is the source of this 1836-nucleotide messenger RNA. RefSeq lists its product as uncharacterized. Gene Ontology annotation, molecular function: GTPase activity; G-protein beta/gamma-subunit complex binding; G protein-coupled receptor binding. NCBI's taxonomy places the organism in Eukaryota, Heterolobosea, Eutetramitea, Acrasida, Naegleriidae. Bases 1 to 1836 code for a protein of 611 amino acids. The transcript has a single exon. The record is from RefSeq and is a predicted model, not a curated record. Gene Ontology annotation, cellular component: heterotrimeric G-protein complex. Gene Ontology annotation, biological process: adenylate cyclase-modulating G protein-coupled receptor signaling pathway.
AUGGGACAAAUCGAAAGUAAAAACCUCGAAUCCAUCCGUGAACAACACGAUCAAUUUGAGACCAUUCAACGACAACGCAAACAUUCCAAGUCUUCUUCUACCAACACUGAACAACAACAAGAACAACCACUUCUUGCAGAUCAUCAUUCAACGUCAUUGACAACAACUUCACCAUCCUCUCUGUUUCCUCAUCCCUUUACGAGCCAAACGAAGACCAAUGAAACAAAAGGUUGUACUACUUCGACUGGUCAAGUAGGAGGAGCAGGAGGAGGUCUCUUUUGCAGUCCUUCGGAAAGCAGCUUCUCUGAACUUUUCCGAGGAGGAUCUUCCUCCUCCUCUUCUUCAACCACAGCCAAUUCCACUCAAUUUCUCUCACUCUUUGGACACAACAUUUUGAAUCAGGUACAUCGAUGGGAAGAAAAUGAUGACUCUGAAGAUGAAGCCAUCUCCUUCUCCUCUUCGGAAAAGUUCAGAAUUCUCUCCACUCCAUUGUAUGCAUCCUUGUCAAAUGAUCCUUCUCAAAUGAGUGAACCCAAGGUGAAAUUGGCAUUGUUUGGAACAGGUGGAAGUGGAAAGUCCUCACUCACUAAACUCUUAAAAUUGCAUUCGAUGAAUUAUGUCAUUUCAAAUUUCGAUCUCAGAAAUUGGAGAACUCACUUGUUGAAGAAUAUUGCUUCUUCGUAUUCGAUUUUAUUUGAAGUGAAACAAGCUUUGUUCCCUCAUGUGAAAUUUAUUCAUCCAGAAAGUGAAAUCAUUGCACAACGUUUGAUAAAGCAUGAUGAAGAGAAACUGUCUGUUCCAAUUGAACAAGAUGUCGAAAUGGCAAAAGCAAGUCUCAAAUUAUGGGAAACAGAACCACUUGCUCAAAUUUGUUUAUAUUUUACAAAUAUUGCAAACAAAUUCAUUCCAAAAUCCAUGACGACUGUUCCCAUACAUGUUGUUCGUCACAUGAAUAUUGAACGAUUUGCAAAUCUCUUGUCGUAUUAUGAAGAUAUUUUGGAAUAUGACGCAAAUUCAGAUAAAUUUGCCGUUCGUGACACGAACCAUGUAUUUACUGAACUCAUUCUUAGUUCCUAUAUUAAAACAACAGGAAUUAUUGAGAUUUGGCUAAAAGGAGGAUCAGAUGUAAAUGACUUGAUUGGAAUUUUCGACACAGGUGGUCAAAGAAAUGAAAGAAAGAAGUGGAAACGAAUCAUCAAUGGAUCAAAUCCACUUUCUGGAAUUUUAUAUUUAAUUCCUUUAUCUGAGUUUAAUCAAUUCUGUUAUGAAGAUGAUAUGACAAAUCGAACCUUUGAGUCAUUACAAUUAUUCUCAGAAUUUAUCAAUGAUCCAAGUGUGGAAUCAAUUCCCAUUCACGUCGUUUUCACUAAAAGAAAUGUUAUGGAUUUCAAAUUGAGAAUGUAUGACAUGAGAGAUGUUUCAUUCACAAAUAAUAUUCAGCUUCCAGAAGAUUUGAAAAUUCCAAUGAAUCUCAAUCUAUCACAUUACGAUCAUUUAGUGAACUCUAUUUUGAAACUAGGAGAGAAAGAUUUACAACAAUUAAGCAAACAAGAAAAACAAUUAUUGGAAUUAUUCAGCUCCAAUCCCUAUCACUCUCCUUCUGAGCUUAUUGAAAUGUUAAAAUCCGAAGAAAUUUCGAAUCAUUCACACGAUGAAGAACAUCAGAAAUUUGUUGAAAAGAACAUUCAAUUCCUUACUCAACAAUUUUUCAACCAGAUUCAAGACCCAAUAAGAAAAGAACAAGUUAUAAGAGAUUUCAAAGUGAUUGACAUUUCACAAAUAGAUGAAACCAUGUCGACCAUGAAUCAAUUAUUCCAAAACUUUCUUCAUCAAUAA